GGGAGCCGCGAUGCCUUUCUCCAGCUCCAGCGCGGACGAUGCCUUCGACUACCUCUUCAAGAUCAUCCUGAUCGGGGACUCCAACGUGGGGAAGACCUGCGUGGUGCACCGCUUCAAGACGGGGCAGUACAACGAGAAGCAGCAGAACACCAUCGGCGUGGACUUCACUGUGCGCUCGAUGGACAUCGACGGCAAGAAAGUGAAGAUCCAAGUGUGGGACACAGCUGGUCAAGAACGCUUCCGGACAAUAACCCAGUCUUACUACAGGAGCGCCCAUGGGGCCAUCCUUGCCUAUGACCUCACUAGGAGAUCCACGUUUGAAUCCAUUCCUCACUGGAUUCACGAAAUUGAAAAGUAUGGCGCUGCAAACUUGGUCAUGAUGUUAAUUGGGAACAAAUCGGAUUCACUGGAUAAGCGCCAAGUCCUGUUUGAAGAUGCCUGCACGCUAGCAGAGAAGCACGGGCUCUUGGCUGUCCUGGAGACAUCGGCAAAAGAAGCUCAGAACAUAGAAGAGGUGUUCGUGUUAAUGGCUAAGGAGCUAAUAGCCCGAAACACCUUACAACUUCACGGAGAAAACCCUCCAAACAGCAUCUAUCUUGAUUCCAGGCCAGUGAUUGCCAGCCCAAGUGUGGAGAAGACCCAGUGCCUCUGCUGAAGAGAAAUUUCAGGAAGAACUUGGAAGCUGUCAUUCUUCUGAGGCUGUUUAACGUUAUUCAGUUGAUGAAAGUGUGCUAGGUGGUCUCAAGCCACCUCUUGAUAUCUCUGCCUUGCAGUUUGGCUUGUAAGUACCUUCUGAGAUCGUUGUUGCUGUUGGUAGCACAGGUUGCUUUGAACAUGGCAGCUGAUACUUUCACACAAACUUCUGAGCUGAGAGGACUCGGGAAGCUGCCAGCCCUUGCCUUAACCAAAGAGAACUGUAAAAAUUAUUGCCUUAUAAUUAUAUCCUUUAAACGAUUUUCUGGCUGUGUCAGAAGAUAAGUUUGCACCAGAGC
This is a messenger RNA of Leptosomus discolor (cuckoo roller), 992 nucleotides long. NCBI's taxonomy places the organism in Eukaryota, Metazoa, Chordata, Aves, Leptosomiformes, Leptosomidae. The record is from RefSeq and is a predicted model, not a curated record.